Molecule: messenger RNA, 1432 nt
Organism: Trichoderma asperellum CBS 433.97
Lineage: Eukaryota; Fungi; Ascomycota; Sordariomycetes; Hypocreales; Hypocreaceae
Source: RefSeq, a predicted model, not a curated record
UUUUUUUUCUAGAUAUUUGAGUAGCCGCGCAAGCCAGUCAUAGCAGCCAACGCUACCCUUUCUUCACAUCGCUUGCACUCGCUCUUUUUGGACAGCACCAGCUACUAUGGAGGAGACUUUAACCGAAUUCACAGUAUUCCCUCAAUUACCAACUGAGCUAAGGAUCAAAAUAUGGGAGUUGGUGCCAAGACCUAGCCGUGUGGUUGGCGUUUUACCUCCAGCCUCUAACUGGUAUCGUCAUUACUAUCGCGCAAUUGGCUCUAGAGCAAGCUCAGGCGGGAACCAUCAAGGAACAGGAUCUUGGCAACGCUACCAUUAUCGAUACAUUGUUCAACCCAAAAAACAUGCGAUAUUCCCUCUGCUUCAUGUGAAUCGCGAAGCUCGAGACGUUUGGCUGCCACAUUUUUUUCAACCUUCUCGCCAUUCUCGCGUAUCGGAUCUUGAUAUUCGAUUCGAUACGCCUUUCAUCAGCUACGAUACCGAUAUUUUUACUAUCUUUGAUGGAUGGCCGUCAAGAGGCAUCCCGGUGGAUGCUUAUCGCAACCCCACGAUACUUGGCAAUGACGACGAGCCAAUGGACGGCUUUAUAGCCCUCGACCGAAAGCGAAUAAAGAACGUUGCACUUUGUGAAAUCCCAGGAGAUAUAACAUCUUUCACAGGCUCCGUUGCCAUCCGUCAAUUGCCAAACUUGCAAAACCUAACAAUCCUGGCUUUGGGACCCAAUUCGACCUAUCGACCUGCGCCUCUCGCUUCUCAGAGUGGCAAUGGAGAUAGCCUACCAAUACUUGAGAUGCUAGCAGUGGAUAUACAACGAGGUAGCUCUGAUAUCUAUGAACUUCCUUUGGAUCUGGUCCAUAAGAGUCCAUUUCUCAACGGUUCGAGACUACGGCAUGCAAUAGCUCUAUCACCCAGUAUACGUCCACUGUUUCGUUAUAAAACAUUUAUUCUAUCUUUGCUAUGGCAUGAAUUCAGGCAGAACAAUGCAGCGGAAGCGAUUUCGGCUUCCUGGUGGGAGUACACAGAGUACUUGUUUGAAGACUGCCGUGAAGACGCACAAUGCCCUUUAAUGUUGAGCGGCUGCGGCGCUGAAGGCCAUACAAAAUGCGAAAUGAUGGACUGGAAGCCUAAUUUUGAGAUUAAUUAUAAACUUCUUUAUGCAACAGAGUGGAAAGAUGAGCUCAAACGUAUCGGGGUCAUUAGAACAUGAACCACCAUACCGAGCUCUGGGGAAUAUGUUUGUGCUAUUGUAUCAUCAGCUGCUGUAAUUUUCUUAGAACAAAUUGUAUAUGAGCCUUUUCUUGCCAUUUCGGAAAGCAGAUAAUGAUUCCCUCUCGCUUAUUGAUUUUACGAAGCAGGUAAAAUAUGCUCGCAAUUUAUAACAUCAAUAGUUCCUAGUAACCGGGCUAGUGGACACUCAUGAGAUGGGGUCGUC